CAUUUCUUCUAUAUAUAUAAAUCGCAAAUGCGAGAGCGCCGGUCAGGCUUGAGGAGAAAUAUGUUGCAAGUCUUAACACCGGACGAAGAGGAAAGGAAACUGGCCAAAUCACGUGCAAAAUCAAAGUCAGCUAAAGUCAGUCAAAGUCAUAUGGGUUACAACAACAACACAAGUGCCGUAAAAGUGCAAAACCAGCCUGUCAAUCAGAAAUUGCAGUCACCUGCGUCAAGUAAGGGAGAAAGGCUUCAGUCAGUCCAGAAGAGACUUGAAAAUGGGACAGUUUUUGAGUAUAAAGCACUGAGAGAAAAGGAUGACAGUCGUUUUGGGCCUGUUAUGAUGUGUGCAAAAUCUCGCAAACAUCGAGAAAAGAAGAAGGAGAUGUUACUGGAAGGCAGUCGUCUGAUAAAAGAUGCAGUUGAGGCAGGCUCCGUACUGAAGAUGCUUUUUUUCAGCAGAGUAGAAGCAUUGGAAGAUCUUCCCAUGGACACUUUAAAAGUGCCAAUAUACAAAGUUCAGCAUCACAGUCUAAAACUAUGGUCAGAUUUGGUGACACCUCCAGGAGUCAUGGGUAUAUUUCAAAUUCCUAAUCAAGGGGAGAUAAGCAUGGAGAGGACAGAUGUUAUUCCGGUGACACUGGUGUGUGAUAACAUCAGGGAUCCAGGGAAUCUGGGGACCAUCAUUCGGGUGGGAGCCGCCGUGGGUUGUGAGCGAAUCCUCUGUACAAAAGGCUGUGUGGAUAUCUGGGAGCCAAAAGUGCUGCGCUCAGGAGCAGGAUGUCAUUUCCGGGUGCCCAUAAUUAACAAUCUAGAGUGGGAGACUGUGGUAAGCUACUUCCCUGCCGAGUCGAUGGUGUGCUUGGCAGAUGUGGGUAAAGUACGCCAGUCAAAGGAUUACAGGAGCAGACUCCGGGUAGAGGACUUAAGGAAGCUACUGGAGCAGAGCACAUCAAAAGGAGCUUUAGACCAAGGCACCCUGCAAGCCUCUGAGGACUUUGACAUGGAUUCAGGAUCGAACAAUGAGAAAACACUGUACAGAGACAGACACACUCUAGCAUUGUUCAAAAGACUACAACUACCAUCAAACGUUUACCACCAGGUGGAUUUCAGCAGGACGUCGUCAGUGUUGGUUGUCAGUAACGAGUCAGAGGGACCCUCACCUCAGGCUAAGAAAGCUGUUUUCGAUAAUUACGGCCAAGCAGUGGUUGUUCCCAUGGCAAUGAAUGUGGAGAGUCUAAACAAUAGCGUGGCCACAGGAGUAAUUUUGUUUGAAAUUAAGAGACAGUUGACAGUGAAAGACAAGAUAGAUGUAGAAAACUAAAUCACUUCAAAUUUUGCUGCAAGAAAGUGAUUUUUUAUACAGACAACUAAAUGUCAUUUGGUGCUGACACUUUAUAGCAAGUUUAUAGUAGUGGUAGAAACUUUCUGUAGUUUACUGUACUUAAUAAGGAAUCCUGAUUCACCAGCAGGCCAUGUGUGUUUUCAGUACACUGUUGGCGUAACCUUGUUGUUCAGUUUGUUAAUGAAACCAAAUCUGAGAAUCUCUCUUGUACAAAAAAUGUUAUGUA
Liolophura sinensis is the source of this 1564-nucleotide messenger RNA. RefSeq names its product rRNA methyltransferase 3, mitochondrial-like. The coding region runs from base 28 to 1317 and encodes 429 amino acids. Gene Ontology annotation, molecular function: RNA methyltransferase activity; RNA binding. The transcript is spliced from 4 exons. Gene Ontology annotation, biological process: RNA processing. The record is from RefSeq and is a predicted model, not a curated record. NCBI's taxonomy places the organism in Eukaryota, Metazoa, Mollusca, Polyplacophora, Chitonida, Chitonidae.